CUUUGUCGCUGGCUGUCGAGUCAUUGUGCGCGCAUAGUUCUAUCUUAAUAGACGGCCAUUGUGCGGGAUCUGGCUUAUCUCGACGAGUACGAGUGAUUCUCCAGGAUGAGUACAUAGUACUCAGUACGGAGUACCUCACCUUGAGUCCAUCAAUUGAUAAAAUGAAGCGAAACCGCAUCCAAUUCGAGGCUAAUGGCGAACACGCAUCGACAUCUCCGCCGCAAGGGAUAGUUGCACCAGACGGGCACAUUCCCAAGAUCUCACGCAGGAUCCGGGCCUGCACCGAAUGUAAGAAGCACAAGGUCCGGUGUAAUAUGAACCCUGGUGAAUCGAUUUGCCAGAGAUGUCGACGUAUGAAUUUGGAAUGUGUUGUCCACAAGAGUCUCCAGACUUUGUUAGAAGACGAGACUGAUUGGAAAACGACCGUCGAACUUGCAAUGUCGGAUUUGCUGAGAAAAGCCCAACUACCGGAAUUAUCGUACUACCAAGCCGUCAGCAGAACUAUGGACGCGCCUUCAAAGAGACGAGACCGCAAAGGAUCGACCGCUUCGACCGAGGAUAUAGGAAUAACGACGGGUAGCGACAGGAGAACCAAUUCUAUUGACGCCAAUGUGGCUGCACCAACGGUCCCACGCAUAUCGUCGAACUACAACUUCUCACGACAACCGGCACGGUAUUCCCCGGAUCGGGAGGAGAAUGGCACAUCAUCCUUGGUCACCGCGCCGAUGGGGAGCUUAUACGAAGUCACACAGCUGAGCGAUAUUCGGGCAAAUUCUCCAGGGGAGAACGAGUCAUCUGACCACUCGCUUGCGACGGACUUUAUAUCGCGAGGUAUUGUGGAACUACAAGAGGCAGAAGAAUUGUUUCAGUAUUUUGACCAGGUUCUCAACCGUUAUCUUUGGGAUGGGAUAGCACUGGUACACAAGGAUCUUGCAUCCGUCCGGAACUCAUCGUCAAUGCUGUCUGCCGCCAUCCUUGCUGUAACGGCUUUGCACAUGCCAAACAAAGAACGCACAUUUGACACUUGUUACACCGAAUUCGCGAAACUCGCAUCCGGGUCUAUGCUUGACCGACACCACACCUUGGAUGACUUGCGUGGGCUGUGUAUAGCGGCUUUUUGGCUUGCUGAUGUUAGCUGGAAGUUGUCUGGGUAUGCAGUACGGAUUGCAACUGAGCGCAACUUGCACCAGUGUUUUCGCAAGGCUGCACAAGGCUCUCCAGAGCAUAAGGAGCAAGCAAGGCUGUGGUAUCUCCUCUAUACAUUGGAGCAUCAUUUCUCUAUCGCAUACGGGCGUCCACCCAUUAUCCACGAGGAUCCCAGCAUCACGAAUCAUAACACCUUUGUUCUUUCUCCGACAGCGCCACAGUGCGACAUCCGCUUACAUAGUCAAGUUGAUCUGUUUAUCAUCCUCACUCGGAUAUACCAUGCAUUUGGCCCAGAUGUGGAUCUAGAAGUCCCGGAAAGUGACUUUUCAAAGAUCGACAAGUUUGAUGCCGACCUAGACGGAUGGUGUACUACCUGGAUACCUCGUAUAGCUGGAAGCUGGCACGUUGGUGCAUAUCCUUACAGAGCCGUCUAUUUGCAUUAUCACUUUUCCCGCUUGCAGGUGAACUCAGUUGCUCUGCGAACCUACCACUCACCAGCUUCAACUCGCAUCAUGUCACCUGAGCGCAAGAAACGCGCGAAUCUAGCAGUUGAAUCAGCCAUUGGUACGCUUCUCACUGUCUUGGAAGAACCGGAUAUCCAAAGAGGUCUGGUUGGCGUUCCGCUAUACCUACACAGCAUGAUCACCUUUGCUGCAGUGUUUCUUUUGAAGAUCGCGGCCAAAGGAUGCCAAGGACAGCGAAAUUCUAUCGCUUCAGCCGGCUUGCACAUCGAUAUCGUAUAUGUUCGGGAAUUAGUCGGGCGGAUUAUCGAAUUGAUGGUAUCGUGCAGUAAGCGAGCUAGCGAACGCCAUCUCAGCCACCAUCUCGCCCGCGGUCUACGAAAGAUGCUCACUGGAUUUGAGGAAUGGGAAAAAAAGAAUUCCUAUAACCAGCCCUUUCCCCGACAGAACUCUCACGAUGUCUCCCCCAUGUUCAAACCAAUUAUCAUUCCCGGAGCACAACCAUUAGGUCAACGGGAUACCAUCCUCAACCACCCACCUCCUUUACUAGGCGUGGCUCCUCUGUCCGCAGAGCGCAGCAAUGGGUUUGGACCCAGUACGAUCCGCGAAAAUGAGCAGCUAGGAUUUUCUGAGGGAUCGAUAGAUCCGAUGAUGAGCGAUUUAUGGGGAUUUGAUGAAGAGCACUUUCCCAUGGGGGUCUUUGAUUUCUUACAGUCGCAAAUGCCUGCGUGACGCAUCAAUGGUAUUGGUAUCCGAUAGAGAUGCCAUAACCGAGGGCGAUCUUACCAAAAUCGCCGUAGAUCGCCGUCUAUAUCCGUCACGUCAUUUGUUGGUGUCACCGAAGCCGAGACGGUACAGUGAUUCGGGCAGUCUUUCAGGCAUUUGGCCCGAAUAGGGGUGAGCAGCCGAAAGCAGACGUAUAACUAGUUUCCGAGCCAAGACCAUUUCAGCCGGCAGUAGGGCUGAUUCCAGCCGCCUGUGUAUAGAGUAGGUACCCGGUUAGAGGCACUUGUACGGGCCAUGGCUAUAUGGUCUUCAUGAGUUAUGCCUACGCCGCCAAUGUUAUACAGAAUCAAACUCUAUGAUCUAGAGACGCAAAUGCGUCAACUGAUUGCAAUGCUACUCCUAUGAUAUACCCGUUUGGCUUUCGGCAUGACCGUAUAGGAAACACCAGUGCUUGGC
Molecule: messenger RNA, 2789 nt
Organism: Aspergillus ruber CBS 135680
Lineage: Eukaryota; Fungi; Ascomycota; Eurotiomycetes; Eurotiales; Aspergillaceae
Product: putative transcription factor
Exons: 4
Coding region: 162-2339 (725 amino acids)
Biological process (GO): regulation of DNA-templated transcription; DNA-templated transcription
Molecular function (GO): DNA binding; DNA-binding transcription factor activity, RNA polymerase II-specific; zinc ion binding
Source: RefSeq, a predicted model, not a curated record